Molecule: messenger RNA, 777 nt
Organism: Metopolophium dirhodum (rose-grain aphid)
Lineage: Eukaryota; Metazoa; Arthropoda; Insecta; Hemiptera; Aphididae
Exons: 2
Coding region: 1-777 (258 amino acids)
Source: RefSeq, a predicted model, not a curated record
AUGACUAUUCAAAAGAAAUUGAAAUUGAAACUUCAGAUUCAAUCACUGACAAAAGAGUGCGUAAAAGAGAUUGCUAGGAAAGGCAUACAGAGGCAAGGCAAGAAAGUAUCUCAAGAUGUAAAUAAGGAUGAAAGGAAAAUGAAACCAACAUGUGCUUCAACAUUUUGCAAUAAAUCAAAAAACAGAUACUGCGACAAUUUUUCUGAAUCUGAGAGGAGUGAGCUGUUUAACCAUUUUUGGAAAAAUUGUACAUCCUGGGCAGAAAAGAAAACUUUUUGUGUAAAUAUGAUUACCAAGACAGAAACAAAACGUAUAAUGACCGAAAGUGAGAAAAGUCGAAGGGAUUGUUCCUACACUUAUUACAUAAAAAAAGAAGACAUAUCAUUACCAGUCUGUAAAAAAAUGUUUUUGAAUACGCUCUGUUUGAAUGAAUGGAUGGUGAGGAAUUGGAUAAACUCUUCAAUUAUUGAAGAACCUAUACCACGAGUAUCAGUGUCUGUACGACAUAAUCAUCUCAUAUCUUGGUUUGGGUCUUUGCCGAAAAUGCCCAGUCAUUAUUGUCGAAAGAAGUCUGAGAGACUAUACCUUGAGGGUCCGUUUAAUAGCAAACAAGAAGUUUAUGAUGUAUAUUUAUUGAAAUGUAAAGAAGAGAAUAUGAAACCAUUAAGUAGAAGUUUUUUCUCCAGAUUUAUGACACAAAAAAAAUUUUCCAUAUACCAACCUAGAAAAGAUUUAUGUGAUACCUGCUCAAGUUAUAAAACAAAAAAAAGUAAAUAA